Molecule: messenger RNA, 2818 nt
Organism: Hemicordylus capensis (graceful crag lizard)
Lineage: Eukaryota; Metazoa; Chordata; Lepidosauria; Squamata; Cordylidae
Gene: KHDRBS3
Product: KH RNA binding domain containing, signal transduction associated 3
Exons: 12
Coding region: 327-1433 (368 amino acids)
Biological process (GO): regulation of alternative mRNA splicing, via spliceosome
Cellular component (GO): nucleus
Molecular function (GO): mRNA binding
Source: RefSeq, a predicted model, not a curated record
GCUCGCAGCCGGCGCGAGUGGUGGUCCUGUGGCAGUAGGGCUUUGGUUCUGGAUAAACAGACGCGGGAGAAGGCGGGCGCCUGAGUUGUCCUGGUCCCCACUGCGGACGCGCCCGGCUUGGACUGCGGGACAAGUGUGGCUGCUUUCCCUUCUCUCUUACUUUAUAUUUUAAAUUUUCCCCUCUUUUUUUUUUUUUUUUUUGCCGAAGCUGCUUUGCAAGCGAGGAUUUAUUUGCUACUCCGCUGUUGCUGCCGCUGCUGCGCCGUCGCCCCUGCCACCUCUUCUCCUGCCUCUGGUCCGGUCCCCCCCGGGCAGGCGGGCGGGCCAUGGAGGAGAAGUACCUGCCGGAGCUGAUGGCGGAGAAGGACUCCCUGGAUCCGUCCUUUACCCACGCGCUGCGGCUGGUUAACCAAGACUUGACAGUGUUUAAAGCUGAACAGACUGAACUGCAGAAGUCCUGCAUGAGGGCUGCGCUGUGGACAGAAAUUGAGAAAUUUCAAAAAGGAGAAGGAAAGGAAGAAGAAAAGUACAUUGAUGUGGUGAUUAAUAAAAAUAUGAAGCUAGGACAAAAAGUAUUAAUUCCAGUAAAACAGUUUCCUAAGUUCAACUUUGUGGGGAAACUUUUGGGCCCACGUGGCAAUUCUCUGAAGCGCUUGCAAGAAGAGACAUUGACAAAAAUGUCAAUAUUGGGAAAAGGAUCCAUGAGGGACAAGGCAAAGGAAGAAGAAUUGAGGAAAAGUGGGGAGGCAAAGUACUUCCACCUGAAUGAUGACCUGCAUGUGUUAAUUGAAGUGUUUGCCCCACCAGCAGAAGCAUAUGCCAGAAUGGGACACGCACUGGAAGAAAUUAAGAAGUUUCUCAUCCCUGACUACAAUGAUGAAAUCAGACAGGCCCAAUUGCAGGAACUAACGUACUUAAAUGGUGGCUCAGAAAGUGCAGAAGUCUUAGUCAUUCGUGGGAAACCUCCUUUGAGGGCCCGAGGAGUACCAACCCCUUCUUUGGCGAGAGCCCGUGGAGGUGUGCCACCCCCACCUGCAGGCAUUCCAAGAGGAGCACCAGCGCCCAGAGGAGUACCCACAGGUAGAGGUCCCGUCACUCGUGGCCGUGGCCUUCUGACUCCCAGGGCAAGAGGAGUUCCUCCAUCUGCAGGAUACCGACCUCUUCCACCACCUCCAGCACAGGAUACUUAUGGAGAAUAUGAAUAUGACGAUGGAUAUGGCACUUCAUAUGAUGAACAGAGCUAUGAUUCCUAUGAUAACAGCUAUAGUACCUCAGCACAAAGUGGGGCCGAUUACUACGAUUAUGCCCAUGGCCUGAGUGAUGAUACAUACGAUUCUUACAGACAGGAAGAAUGGACUAACUCCAGACACAAGGCGCCACCAUCAAGGACAACCAAGGGAGCCUACAGAGAGCAGCCAUAUGCCAGAUACUGAUUAUACUGUCUGAUGUUGUGAAAUAUCCAAUCUCCACCAGUCCUGUAUACUGUUCAAAGUAAUUUUUUCUAUGAACAAUCCCUUUUUAUUAAAAUCAAAGUGCUUAAUCUGAAUGGACGGACUGAGCUUAAUCUAUUUUUUGCUGAAUGAAAAACCUGGACAGGAAGACAUGUGAAAUGAGGAGCUUUGUUAUUUCCAGAUUGUAUUUGGGGGACAAAAAAUAGGUGAAAAAAACCACACAAAAACAAAGAAAAAAUAUUAAUCCUUUGAUUAACUAGUGUUAAAAACAGCUAGGUUUACUAAAUAUGUUAAUCAGUUAUUUUAACCUAAGCGUAACCUUUUAUUUUAAAGGUUUUCAACAAUUUAGUUCUUCUAGUUUUAUCCUUCAACCAUUUUGCUAGUCUUUCUCUUGCAAACAUGCGUAAAAAGGGAAGCAGAUCACAAAUGCAAAUAAUGUGGUAUUUUGUAACUGAAGUCUUGAAAUGUUCUGUAGUGUUAAGCAAAGUUUACUCUUGCUUGAUACUAAAUAAACUUUUGAAGAAAAAAAUCAGUGUGUGUGUGAGAGUAUGCAUUAUUUAUUUAAAAACCUUCAUAAAUAGUAGUAAACAGGGAGGGAGUGAUUUAACAACGAUCAACAUAAAAUGGCUCCUACUAAAACAUUGUACAACUUUUUUUUUAAUAAAAUGGUAUAAACCGAAAGGUGCAUUUCUUUUUAUAGAUAUAUAUUUAUAUUUACCUCUACAUACAACUUAGACUUAAAGGAAACAUCCAAAUGGUAUGGAUCUGCUGGAGUGCCACAUUUUAAAACUCUUGGUUUAAAAUAGCUAAUGCAUUUUAUGAAACAAACAAAAUAAUAAUAAUAAAAACCUGUGACUUAGUUUUCAUCUUGUUGAGCAUUUCUUCACUAGUGCAACUUUGGAAUUUUAUUUUUUGUGUUUUGAGAAUUUUGGUACCUUAAUGACCAUCUCGCUCCGUGCUGGAAGCAAUAAACUCAAUGCUUUUAAAGACUUUCUGACUUUAAUUGAGGUCGCUUUCGUCAGAUGCAGAGGAUGUGUAACCCUUAAAACGGUCUUCAUUUGCAAAGGAAGCACAGAAUGCCUUGGAGAGCUGAGAAGAUAAAAGACCUGUUUCUGUUGAGAUGCUUUGGGACUUCGCUCACUAUUUUGGACAGAUUCGAAAUACCCCCUUCACCGAGGUGCCUAGGAAACAGCCAGCAGCUAUUGGAGUCUCCAGUCCAAGUUCUUUUUUUAUGCUACCUACUGUAUUUUAGUCCUUAAUAUGUAUAGUUUUUUCAUAUUUCUGUUUUAAUUCUCUCAAAUGUUUUGUUUUUCAUUUGCUACUAUAAUUCUGUGAAGAUGUUAAUAAAAUAUUUUUUCCUUGUUUCA